GCGAUAAAACUCCAGAUAAUGCCAAAAACCAAAUGAGCAUGCGUGCGUGCAAAUGAACAGAUUGUGACAACCCAAAACUAUGAUAGGGAGCAUUGCGCUCCCUCGAAUCCCCGUUUCCUCGUCGACUUUGAUGACCUUCGAAAGGUCGUGGUGCAUGCGGGCCUCUUUGGCAGCGUCGAUAUUAACGGCAUGCGGCGCGCCUCGCCCCUGGAGGCGCGGUCUGUAUGACAAUGGGCUUGCUAUGGUAGAGCAAAGUUUCGGGACAUGGCGUCGACGUCAGUCGUCCGUUUGCCCUUUCUACACCCAGUCAAUGUGGUGUCUCAUCCCCACGCAGAUCGAGUCGGCGACACCACAAGCGAUUGGUCUCCGAUAGUUCGGUGAUACCAAUAACGUAUUAUCUACCCACCCUU
Macroventuria anomochaeta is the source of this 410-nucleotide messenger RNA. RefSeq lists its product as uncharacterized. The coding region runs from base 80 to 373 and encodes 97 amino acids. The record is from RefSeq and is a predicted model, not a curated record. Lineage: Eukaryota; Fungi; Ascomycota; Dothideomycetes; Pleosporales; Didymellaceae. The transcript has 2 exons.